UUUUUCUUUUCUUUUCUUUUCUUAUUUUUUUUUCAUCUCAUUUAUAAAGAUUAACUUUUUUUUUUUUGAAUUGAAAUGACACAACGUGAGGUUUAUAUUGCUGCUGCUGUUCGUACUCCCCUCGGUGGAUUUAAUGGUUCUUUAGCUUCAUUAGCCGCUACUCAACUUGGUUCCAUUGCUAUUGAAGCGGCUGUCAAGAAAAUCAAUUUACCCGUUGAGGCUGUUGAAGAGGUUGUUUUUGGUUGUGUUUUAUCCGCAAAUUUAGGUCAAAAUCCCGCUCGUCAAGCUGCAUUGGGUGCUGGUCUUAAGAAUGAAACUAUUUGCACCACUGUGAAUAAGGUAUGUGCAUCUGGUAUGAAGGCUGUUAUUAUGGCUGCUCAAAGUAUUUUAUUGGGUAAUGCUGAAGUGAUUGUUGCAGGUGGUAUGGAGUCGAUGAGCAACACACCUUAUUAUUUACCAAAGCAACGUUUCGGCUCUACAUAUGGAAAUACUCAAGUGGUGGAUGGUAUUGUUAAAGAUGGCCUUACCGAUGUUUAUAAUGACUAUUUAAUGGGUGUAGCUGCUGAAGCAUGUGCUACUGAAUACAACAUUAGUCGUGAACAACAAGAUGAUUAUGCAAUUGAAUCUUACAAACGAGCUCAAGCUGCCUUUGCUGCUGGUUUUUAUAAGGAAGAAAUCGUGCCUGUCACAGUAUCAGGGGGUCGUGGUAAAGCAGAUCGUGUAAUCGAACAAGACGAUGAGGUUGCUAAAUUAAACGAAGAAAAACUUCGUGCAGUUCGUCCUGCAUUUCAACCUAAAAAUGGUACCGUCACUGCUCCUAAUUCAUCUCCUCUUUCAGAUGGUGCCUCUGCCCUUGUUAUUGUCUCAAAGGAAGCUGCUGAAAGAUAUAAGCUUCCAAUUAUUGCUAAAAUUUGUGGAUGGGGUGAAGCAGCACAGGCACCUGCUCGCUUUACAACCUCACCUGCACUUGCUAUUCCUAAAGCUAUCAAGCAUGCUGGUUUAACUGCCGAAGACAUUUCAUUUUAUGAAAUCAAUGAAGCCUUUUCCGUAGUUGCUUGUGCUAAUAAGAUGAUUUUAAAUCUUCCUAGUGAUAAAGUUAAUGUUUGGGGUGGUGCUGUCGCUAUGGGUCACCCAUUAGGUUGUUCUGGUGCUCGUAUCAUUACUACUCUUACAUCUGUCUUGAAGGAGAAUAAUGGUAAAUAUGGUAUUGCUGGUGUCUGUAAUGGUGGUGGUGGUGCUUCUGCCAUUGUCAUUGAACGUUUGUAAAUUACGUAAUAUAAUAAAAAAUUGGGGGGGGUGAUUGAAUUAGAGUAUAUCAAAUGGCUUUUAUUUAUUAUUUGAAAUAUAUCAUAUAAAUGCAAAAGUAUACAAGUUUGUUAUUAAAAUAAAUAUUUAUUUCUUGUAUAUUACUUUUCUUCCCCUCCCCCACACUAAUGUAUCAUCAACGUGGACGUACAUUUAUUUUACUUACAUAUAAUUAAAUAUAUCGUAUUUGAAGCCUACAUUUUAAUUCUUCUGUACUUCACUUUGAUAGAAUAGGGAACAUUAAAAUUUAUAGCUAUAACUUUAAAAUAAUUAUAAAUCAAUCAAAUUUGGGAUCAUCAGUAGAUAAGAAGAGAUCUGAUAAAUGAUUAUAGCUACUGUUUAGAAAAAAAAAAAAUCUUACUACUUUUAUUUUAUUUUUUUAAAAAGAAA
Molecule: messenger RNA, 1695 nt
Organism: Cokeromyces recurvatus
Lineage: Eukaryota; Fungi; Mucoromycota; Mucoromycetes; Mucorales; Mucoraceae
Product: Thiolase, N-terminal domain-containing protein
Exons: 5
Coding region: 76-1266 (396 amino acids)
Biological process (GO): fatty acid beta-oxidation
Molecular function (GO): acetyl-CoA C-acetyltransferase activity
Source: RefSeq, a predicted model, not a curated record